This is a messenger RNA of Tetrahymena thermophila SB210, 495 nucleotides long. Its product is annotated as transmembrane protein, putative. The record is from RefSeq and is a predicted model, not a curated record. NCBI's taxonomy places the organism in Eukaryota, Ciliophora, Oligohymenophorea, Hymenostomatida, Tetrahymenidae. The transcript has a single exon.
AUGAAUAUAAAACAAAUUUUAAAAAUAAAGCAGAUUUUUUCAAGAUAAUGUCAAUGCUUUUAUUAAAAGUAUAAAUAUUUAUUGAAAUAAAUCUAUUAAAAAAUAUAGCUUACAAGCGCUUAUAAGUUUCAUGAAUUUUUUAUUUAUUUAUUAUUUAUUAUUUUUAUUUAAUUUUAUUUAACUUUUAUAUUAUUUUAAUUAUUUAUUUUAAAUUAUUUAAUAUAUUUGUUUGUUUGUUUGAUUUUUUAUUUUUUAUUUUAUUAAUUUGUUCUAUUAAUUUUUUCUCUAUGUUCUAAUUUUUUUCUUUUAUUUUUCAAUAUUCAAUUAAUUUUAAUUUUAAAUUUGUAUUUUAAUUUAUUAUUUUUUCUCAAUCUCUUUUUCUAAUUUUCUAAAGCUCAUUUUUAUUGCCUAUCUGUUUUUAAAAAAUACUUUUUAUAUAUUUAAAAAAUUAAAAUUUGGAGAGAGAAUUUAUUUAUAUUUGUUUUGACAUUUUGA